AUGGCGGCUGUAUAUUAUAAAACCAUUGAGACGUCGGGAGGUGUUGAGCGUUUGUGGCAGAAAGGAUUUACUGAAGUCGAUUACUACAUCAUGACGAAGAGAUUGCAGACUACGGCAGCCAUGGGCUGUCUCAAGAUGCUCCUGACCAUUUUCAACUUAAUUUUUUGGUAUGGUAUACUAUUAUUUGUUGUUCUGAUUGCUGAGUUGGCUGCUGGUAUAUCUGGUCUGGUCUACAGAGAACCACUUCAGCAAGGAUUCCAUGAUGGCCUGUCAGAAGCAGUGAACGACUACAACAAAGAUGGUCAUGAAUCGGACACUGCUGCUGUUGAUGAACUACAAGAAAGUUUAGAAUGUUGUGGUGUUUCAAAUUACAAAGACUGGAAUAGCACAGAUUUCUAUCUCUCUGGUGAACCCUCGGCAUAUCCAGCCAGCUGCUGUGAUAAAGAAAAAGCAGAGGAUUGUGUGCUCGCUCCCAGUGAAGGCGAUGUCACUGUUUACACACAUGGCUGCUAUAAAAAAGUUGCUUCGUUUAUGGAUAAAAAUAUGGUUAUCAUUGGUGCUUGUGCAAUGGGAGUGGCUUUCUUCCAGGUGUUUGGUAUUAUUCUUGCCUGCUGUUUAGCGAAUGUCAUCAACUCAAACAAGUACGAGAUGGUGUAAAACUAGGUGCUGCCUAACUCGGUAGCCAUUACAAAUACUGGAAAAGCAGUAAUUAUAACUGUGAUUUCUCUUUCACUGUGUUUUAGUUUUAAGAGUGUCGAUAGGUUUUAGAUCUACAAACUUAUUAGUGUGUACUUAUGAAUUUUUUUUUUACGAAUUUUAUUGAAGAAUGCAUAUAUCAAAAAAACUAAAAAACAAUGAAGGAUUUCUGCUUUCACAGUAAUUUGUAUCCAUGGCAACAAGUAUCAAGACAUUUUAUUUGAAAUCUACUAAUAUAUUACAAACUGUCCUGCAUCACAAUCAAAGUAUAUAUAGUUAUAAUGCAAGCAUCUAGCGUAUACCAUAUUUGCUGUAAUAGAAGCAUACUUUGAAGUAGUCAACACAAAAACAUUAACAAGAUGACAUUUUGUCAUGUGAUGUUCUGUACACUUCUCGUAUAACCAAUUGAAACACUUACAUGAUCCUCCAUUUAGAGAUGCACUUGUAUUAAAACAAAUACAGUAUAUAUUGCAAAUGUUGGUAUGAGAUGAGUGUCGGAUCUCAUCAUAGUAUCUCUAUACCUCUAAAGCACAUAAUCCCUGAGAAAUGAACCUUGGCACUGUGUGAAACAUGUGUUAUAAUCACCCCAGUUACUAAAAUUGAAAAUAGAUGGAAGCUGCUAGGAGCUAUUAAUAGUUGGUAAUCCUUGACUACAUUGGAUAUUUACCAAGGACCACAAUCACCAGCUACCACAUUUGAUUUUACCACACUAUUCUCACAUGCGGUAAUAAUUUUGUCCUUCUCAUACUUAAGAAAUAUGUUAUUUUAAUUAACUGUAUAAAGUAAAUUUUUACACACUGUGCACUUCACAUUCUGUUUAACUCAAUAGAAUAUACAACUUAAAGUCAUUCUGAAAUAUGCUUAAAUGUGUUAGCUAUGAAUACAGAGAAUAAUAACAUAAUAUAUACCAUAUUUAAA
Messenger RNA from Saccoglossus kowalevskii, 1614 nucleotides. RefSeq names its product tetraspanin-7-like. The record is from RefSeq and is a predicted model, not a curated record. Gene Ontology annotation, cellular component: plasma membrane. NCBI's taxonomy places the organism in Eukaryota, Metazoa, Hemichordata, Enteropneusta, Harrimaniidae.